AUGUUCGCAAGCUGUCACACUCUUGUUGGUAUAAGAAUUACCUCGUGCAUUUCGACCGGCAGAUACGGGCAGCCACCUUCCUGCCUAAGGAUUGAACACAUGAUAUGGAAAAAAGAAACCCAUGCUCGAAGCAAAUUUCAUGGUGAAUGGGGUUUGCAAGCAUGUAGAUGUUGGCUAUGGCUCCGAUGGGGUUCUACACACCCGGCCAACAAAACAGAGUCCUUGGCGAGCCGUUGGUUCACGACUUAA
Colletotrichum lupini is the source of this 249-nucleotide messenger RNA. RefSeq lists its product as uncharacterized. NCBI's taxonomy places the organism in Eukaryota, Fungi, Ascomycota, Sordariomycetes, Glomerellales, Glomerellaceae. The record is from RefSeq and is a predicted model, not a curated record. Bases 1 to 249 code for a protein of 82 amino acids. The transcript has a single exon.